GUCGAUUCAUCCAAGCGAGUUGAGCAAUAGCAGUGAGAUUUACAGUGAUUUCAGUUCGUGUUUGUUCGUGAGACUGUGAGAGACAAGAGAAGAUGGCCUCCAACCAGAACCAAGCGAGCUACGCGGCCGGCGAGACAAAGGCCCGCACCGAGGAGAAGACCGGGCAGAUGGUGGGCACCACCAAGGACAAGGCGGGGCAGGCCACGGAGACCACGAAGCAGAAGGCCGGCGAGGCCAAGGACAAGACGGCCCAGACGGCGCAGGCCGCCAAGGACCGCGCCGCCGAGAGCAAGGACCAGACCGGCAGCUACCUCGGCGAGAAGACGGAGGCGGCCAAGCAGAAGGCGUCGGAGACGGCGCAGUACGCGCAGGAGAGGUCCUCCGACGCCGCGCAGUACACCAAGGAUUCCGCCGUCGCCGGCAAGGACAAGACCGGGAGCGUGCUCCAGCAGGCCGGCCAGACGGUGGUGAGCGCCGUGGUCGGCGCCAAGGACGCGGUGGCGAACACCCUGGGCAUGGGCGGUGACACCACCACCAAGGACACCACCACCACCAGGAAUCACUAGACGCAUGCGUUGGCGCUUGAUUUGCUUUGCUUUAGUCGUGUUUGCUCGUUCGCGGGCCUUCUACAUAUCUGUAAGUUGUAUGUGAUCGAAUUUCUUCUAUCACGGAAUCAUUGAAACUUCAAAAUCCGUUGUUGCCGGACCAACUGGCUCAUAUGGUGAGGUUCCCUCUGGAGGAGCCAACCCACUCCAGUUCUCGGUGCUUGUAUUCUUCUGAAUUUAUUUCAGGUUUUUUAUGAUUGGACGUUGC
Molecule: messenger RNA, 813 nt
Organism: Triticum aestivum (bread wheat)
Lineage: Eukaryota; Viridiplantae; Streptophyta; Magnoliopsida; Poales; Poaceae
Product: ABA-inducible protein PHV A1
Exons: 2
Coding region: 93-566 (157 amino acids)
Cellular component (GO): nucleus
Source: RefSeq, a predicted model, not a curated record